GGGCAUGGGCUGGUUGAUGUGGACUGUUGGGCUCAUUUUGGAACUUUGGCGAGUCAGCGAGGCCUGGGUGACGGGCCCGGCGUGGCGGGACCUUGGCAACAUGCAGGUUGCUCAGUGCUCCACUCCUAGUCAUGCAUCAUCGUACAUUACAUUACAAGGUACCCAGGAGGGCCCCGGCACUGCUUUUUCCGUCUUUCCUGUAGCCAUCCAUGUAUGCAACUGUUGGAUUCACCAGGGUACCGGUACUGGAAUCAAUAGGGUGUAACUGUACGCCGGAAGCUAGUGGUUCAAGUGGUGGAUUGUAGAUGUGUGUG
Molecule: messenger RNA, 314 nt
Organism: Lasiosphaeria miniovina
Lineage: Eukaryota; Fungi; Ascomycota; Sordariomycetes; Sordariales; Lasiosphaeriaceae
Exons: 1
Coding region: 5-265 (86 amino acids)
Source: RefSeq, a predicted model, not a curated record